This is a messenger RNA of Chaetomium strumarium, 1671 nucleotides long. Its product is annotated as aspartic peptidase domain-containing protein. The record is from RefSeq and is a predicted model, not a curated record. The coding region runs from base 117 to 1571 and encodes 484 amino acids. Gene Ontology annotation, molecular function: aspartic-type endopeptidase activity. Lineage: Eukaryota; Fungi; Ascomycota; Sordariomycetes; Sordariales; Chaetomiaceae. The transcript is spliced from 2 exons. Gene Ontology annotation, biological process: proteolysis.
CCCUCGUUCGAUCGACGUCGGCAUGGCCUGCCCAUGAUACUCGAUCGCUCAAGCAUUGUUUAUUUUCGUCAUCCCUUUCCAGCCUUGCACGAGGAGGGUGAACGGCAGGAAACACCAUGCUCCCUCUCGUCUUUGCCGCGACGCUAGUAGCGUCCGCCGCCGCGGCCGAACCUCGCCCCGCCGUCGCCCGAGGGAAUGGCAUUAUCCGGUCUCCUAUCAACGCGAUCUCGGGUCCCGCGCCGAAGCUGCGAGUACGCCAGAACGAAGUGCAGGUAGAGAACCAAAGCGAAGGCACACGAUAUGGCGUUGAGAUUGAGGUCGGGACACCGCCGCAGAAGGUGACCCUGAUUCUCGACACGGGCUCGCCAGAUACUUGGGUCAACCCGUCGUGCGCUACGGCGAACGUGCCGGCCGAUUGCCGCGCGUUUGCGCAGUUCGACUACACGAAGAGCACAUCACUCAACGAGACCGGUGUUGAAGACAUUCUCGUUUAUGGCAUUGGCAACGCGACGAUCCAGUAUGUGUACGAGACGGUGACCAUAGGAUCCGCAACAAUUGAGAAUCAGAUCAUCGGCAUCGCAACAGAGUCCCAUUCUAUCCCCUUGGGCAUCCUCGGCGUGUCCCCUCCAGUGCAGGGCCAAAACGAAUAUCCUUAUGUCCUCGACACAAUGGCCGAGCAAGGCCUCAUCAACUCCCGCGCCUUCUCCCUCGACCUGCGCGGUGUCGACAAUCCCAACGGCGCCAUCAUUUUCGGCGGCAUUGACACGGGCAAGUACAUCGGCGAGUUGGCUAAGCUCCCGAUGCUUGCCCCUGAAGAAUCCCCCGGUGGCGCAAGCCGUUACUACGUGACCAUGACCGGCGUCGGUGUGACCCUCCCCGACGGCGAAGUGACGCGGUCCGAAGAGAUCAACGUGGCCGUGUUCCUCGACUCAGGCUCUACCUUGACCCACCUACCCACCCCGAUCUACCAGGCCUUCGCCGAGGCCUUCGGCGACGCCCAGUACGACCCGUCGUCAGGCUUCUACUUCGUGCCCUGUGAUGUGACCAAGCUCGCUGGAUCCAUCGACUUUUACUUCGGCACCAAGGUCAUCCGCGUCCCGCUCAACGACUUCAUCUGGCAAGUCGAGGGCUACUGCAUGCUGGGCGUCCUGCCGAACGACGACGAGCCCAUCCUGGGCGACACGUUCCUGCGCGCCGCCUACGUCGUCUUCGACCAGGACAACCGCAACCUCCACAUCGCCCAGGCCGCCAACUGCGACACCGACCUGGUGGCCAUCGGCUCCGGCGCCGAUGCCGUCCCGAGCUCGACGGGCAAGUGCACCGAUCUGCCCACUCCGACCGGCGCUGGCGGCGUGCAGAGCCUGGAUGUCACCGCGACCCGGGCGCCGACCAAUACGUUCACGGGGACGGCUCCCACGGGGGUCGCGCAAGGUCCGGGACCCAAGGUCAGCAAUACCAGGAACGUUUCGCCCACGGAGACGGAUAAGAACGCAGCCGGGAGAGGGGUUGAGGUUAGGCUUGGCGCGGUUAUGGUGUUCGGAGUGGUGAACAUGCUUGCUUGGAUGCUCUAGAGUCGGGUUGGCUAGACGGCAAUUUUGGAUACCACCUAAUGAGUUGCUUUUGUGAGCGGGUGUGGCUUUGCAGCGAGGGAGCGCGUAGUUGGCUUUCGUG